CUCUUUGAAUAGUGAAUACAAAAGCAAUUGCCUAUAUAAACCAUAUCAAGUCCUUAAUCUCUCACAAACGAAAAAACACUCUCCCUAUCGACAAAGAUAAGAGAACUCAGAAGCUUCUACUCUUAAAAUGGCAACUUUCUCUUAUUUCCAAAACUACCCUCAUUCCCUUCUUGAUCCUCUUCUCUUCCCUACACCUCACCCCUCCAUUAAUCUCACUGGUUUCAUCGAUCAAAAUCAUCUCCAUCCACUACCAAACAUUUCCACAGUUGAAGACAUUUCCUUUAACCCAUUUCUUGAUGAAUAUAAUGUUGACAGACCCGAAAACUCUGGCUUAGAGAAACAGGCUAACACAACCAAAACCGCAACCACCCGUUCUUCAUCCUGCGACCACGGAUCAUCAGCCAUCACCACCAUCGGAAAAAAGCGUGGGAGGAAGGCCAGAAAUGUUUCUAACUCCAAGGAAGGAGUAGAGGGAACAAAAAGCAAAAAACAGAAGAGAGGAAGUAAAGAAGAGCCUCCAAAAGAUUAUAUUCACGUUCGAGCUAGAAGAGGCCAAGCUACUGAUAGCCACAGCCUUGCUGAGAGGGUGAGAAGGGAAAAGAUAAGUGAGAGGAUGAGAACUCUGCAAAACCUUGUUCCGGGCUGUGAUAAGGUAACAGGGAAGGCCCUCAUGUUGGAUGAAAUUAUAAAUUACGUCCAGACCUUGCAAAAUCAAGUUGAGUUUCUCUCGAUGAAGCUAACUUCUAUAAGUCCGGUCGUCUAUGACUUUGGUUCCGACCUUGAUGGCCUCGUACUUAGAUCUGAGAUGGGAUCUCCAGAAGUAGGAACGUCUUUUACCAAUACAAUGCCAACAACUACUUCUAUCUUUCCUUCACUAUUGGAUAAUGCUAUAGUUCAGGAAGAGGGAGAAGGAAGAGAGAAGUUUGUAGACAGAAGUGGGUUCAACAACAACAACUUCUGUUCUUUCCCUUGAUAAAUUACAUGUCGACACAAACACAAAAGCCUGCUUUCGUUGAUUUCAUUUCCUCCCAUAUGCACGGAGGGAAUAAAAUCUACGUAAACCAGGGGUCGUAAAAGUGGACGUACUUAUUUGUUCUUUCUAGAGAGUUAAAAGAAAAUAAAGUACUAUAUUAGAGAUAAAAAUAAAAUAAAAAGUAUAUCAGAGAUAAAAA
Arabidopsis lyrata subsp. lyrata is the source of this 1172-nucleotide messenger RNA. RefSeq names its product transcription factor bHLH137. The record is from RefSeq and is a predicted model, not a curated record. Lineage: Eukaryota; Viridiplantae; Streptophyta; Magnoliopsida; Brassicales; Brassicaceae. Gene Ontology annotation, molecular function: protein dimerization activity; DNA-binding transcription factor activity. Gene Ontology annotation, cellular component: nucleus. The transcript has 8 exons. Gene Ontology annotation, biological process: regulation of DNA-templated transcription. Bases 128 to 973 code for a protein of 281 amino acids.